Molecule: messenger RNA, 2067 nt
Organism: Zingiber officinale
Lineage: Eukaryota; Viridiplantae; Streptophyta; Magnoliopsida; Zingiberales; Zingiberaceae
Exons: 4
Coding region: 1-513 (170 amino acids)
Source: RefSeq, a predicted model, not a curated record
AUGAAGAAGUUGUUGAGAGCCCGUUCGACUCCCUGCUCGGAUGAUCUCGAAACUCUCCCGCUCCCAGAGAUCCGCUCUCCUCUCCUCCGACGAUCUCGCUCGCAUCCUAUCUCAGGCAGUCCCAUAGACCUGAUACGCCUCCGCCUUUGUCUCUUGCAGCACCUUGACUUCACCUCUCACUUUCUCGCCUUCCUUCAUUCCUUCCAUCCUUCCCCUUAUGCUAAUCGAUUCGAUCUUGGCUUUCAGUCUCAAAGGAUAGUCCUCGGCUUUCUCAAGGGCCAGUCAAGUGGAGAUGAUGACGCAAAGGUUUCCAGCUAUGUUAUUUUGCACAGUAUGUUCGCCGCUGCUGAGUUAAGGUCUGAUAAGGCUAUGCUUCAAAAUUGGGUCUAUCACUCCGAGCCGGAUGGCGAAACUCCUCAGCCAGAACUUGAACAAGAUGUCAAGGAACAAUGCAUGAAGUUGGGGGCUGCUGAUUCACCGAAAUUUUUGAAAAACGAUCAGAACUACACCUAGUUAUUCUCCGAUACAGUUGUUUAUCAUGGAUGCGCUCACGUCCACGGAGCCACAGAGAUGAGAUCUUUUAUCUCGAAAAUGUUGUGUCUCCAUAUCCCAAUGUUGAUCAGACGAUCUAAAUCACAUCUUCAGGAUACAGUGUACAUCAUAAAAAUAUCAUAACCGUUAGAUUGACGAUGAGACAUGAGGAUAUAAUAUUUUCAGAACAGAGGAUGUCAUCUCCACAGUUGCCACCUCCGUUCAGAUGCAGAAAAGGUCCAAAUUUUUUUAUAUAGGACUGUGUUACGCUGCAUCCCGGGCGUCCGCGUAUCCACUAAAAUUCUAACAUUUAAUCUGAGAGAGCAAAAUUUAUGCAAUUAAGUAAUGUCAAUCCAGAUGACUGGAUUUGGAUAUAUUGUUUUAAAAUCUCAAUUCAAAUCCGAUUUUAAUUUGAAACCCUUAAGUUUGAACUCGAUCAAUCUGAACCUGAUCUGUAUAAUCUGGAAAAAAAAUCAGAUUCGAAAUAAUUUUUAAAUUAUUUUUUCUAUAAUUUUUUAUUUUUAUUUUAAUACUCUAUAGUUAUAUAUUAAUAUAUAAAAAAAUUAAUAUGAGCCAGCCAUGAGUCUGAAGGUUGGAUAAGGAACUCGAGAACUAGAUAGAAUAUGUCUAGAUAUAGAAAUGAAAAUAGAUUGAAUGUCAUUUGAACACUAGUUAACUUAUAUACGAUUAUAUAUAUACUAUUCCAAUAAAUCAUGAUAAAUGCAAAUACUUUAUGUAAAUUUGAAUUUGAUUAAGAAUGAAAACAAAAUCAUUUAAAGAAUAGUCUGAUGUAUGAAGCUCAUGUUAAUACAGGUCUCAAAAAAAAAACAAAUCUGAUAAUAAUUUAAUUUAUCAUAUACAAUCUUAUCAUGUAUUAUAAUACAUGAGAGUGUUUUCACGACUCACAUAUAUAUGAUAUGAUCUUAAGAUUAUACGAUAACAAUUUUAUCAUUACAUCAAGACACUUUAAAAAAAAAACAUUUCUAAUUUAAAAAUGCUUCUAUCCCGUUCUAAGAGGUAAAUAACAGAAUAAUUUGAUCAAGGUAUGCUGAAUAUGUAAAAUUGUGGUCCAAUAAAGAAAAGCAAGCAAUCCUAAGUCAGCACAACCUUUUAUUCUCAUUCAUCACAAGCAUGCCACCUGUGUGUGGAAACAUCUUUAUCUUUUUGUACGUGGAGUGAUCUUAUUGAUAGGGCGAAAAAGAGUUCGAGUUAGACACUAUUAGCUAAGAAAAUACCAACUAAAUAAGCUUAUUAUUUGUCAAACUGUGUAUUGUUCUAACUUAACGAACACUCAAGAAUUCUAAGUUUACAUUUAACCCAUGACUGUAUAUCGAUUGCUAGAGGUGAGGAAUUGACUCUCAUAUUGUAUAAAGGAAAGAGAAAGUUCAAUCAAAGGAUACUAUUUGAAGAUGAUGACUCUUAUACUCUACUGCUUAGGGAUGGCUCAAACACCACCUAUAAAUACAGAGUUCGAUUCAACUCAAAUAAUUUUAAGAAACUUAGACAUGGCAAAGAAGACCUCACUUAAUAAAAAAA